AUGAAGGAAAAAGUAGAGGCCCAGCCCAACCUCCCAAGAGUCUCCUUCCUUAUGCUACAGUGGAGGGUUGGAUGCAGGGGGUGGCCGUGGCGGUCAUCCCACGGCCAGGGCCACGUGCCGGCCAUCGCCGACCUCCCCGGUGCCCUACAAAACACCGCCGCACGCCCCCUUCACCGAACCCUAAUCCCCUCUUUAUUCCUCCAUCUCUUUAUCUCAAUCGGAAGCGCGCCCGAGCGCCGCCGUCCCCAUGUCGUCGUCGAUGUCGCGGCCACUGGCCUCCUCUCGUCGCGCCAAGAGGUCCAGGAGAACUGUCGCGGUCUACUUCGUCUACCCCGAGCACUGAAUCGAGCAAGGAUGGCCCGUACACUCGCCAUCGACCUCGUCUUCAACGCGUACAUCGCCGGCGUCCGGCGUCGAUUACCGCUGCUCCGGUCCACCUCCGGCCUCCCCGACCUCGCCUUCGUGCUCACUACCCCGAGGCCGAUGAUGCCCCGGUGAUCGACUACGUCGACAACGACACUUCUUCCUUUUCCAUGGAGCUUCCAGGCAAGCCCCCCCUUUGAUCAUCCCGAU
Molecule: messenger RNA, 573 nt
Organism: Triticum aestivum (bread wheat)
Lineage: Eukaryota; Viridiplantae; Streptophyta; Magnoliopsida; Poales; Poaceae
Exons: 2
Coding region: 1-498 (165 amino acids)
Source: RefSeq, a predicted model, not a curated record